Messenger RNA from Monoraphidium neglectum, 459 nucleotides. RefSeq lists its product as hypothetical. NCBI's taxonomy places the organism in Eukaryota, Viridiplantae, Chlorophyta, Chlorophyceae, Sphaeropleales, Selenastraceae. The transcript is spliced from 2 exons. Gene Ontology annotation, biological process: thylakoid membrane organization. The coding region runs from base 1 to 459 and encodes 152 amino acids. The record is from RefSeq and is a predicted model, not a curated record. Gene Ontology annotation, cellular component: chloroplast membrane.
AUGCCCGCCGCCCUCCGCACACCCGGGGCGCGUCCCGCCUCGCGCGCCCUGCCGCCGCCGUUUGCUGCUGGCAGCCGCACGCAGCGCCGCGUCGCGUGCGGUUCAGCCCAGCCAGCCGCGGGCGUGGGCAUCUUCCCCGCCGGGCAGCGGCAGGCGCGCGUCGACCUGCCGGCCCUGAUGGUGGAGAUCCGCGCAGACGCCUUCGCCUCAGACCCCCGCGCCGCAGCCGCCGGCGUCAACGCCGCCGUGACCGCGGGCGCGACGGCGGUCGUGCUGGGCGCGGGCAGUGGCGACGGCGGCGCGGCGGCGCUGUACGAUGCGGCCGUCCAGCUCAAGGAGCUGCUGCGUGGCCGCGCGGCGCUGCUGCUGCUCGACCGCACAGACAUUGCAUCCGCGGUGGAUGCUGAGGGCGUGGUGCUGUCCGCGGCGGCGUGGGAAAGGCUGGAUUUUGGGGGCUGA